Messenger RNA from Mus caroli (Ryukyu mouse), 663 nucleotides. Its product is annotated as cysteine-rich perinuclear theca protein 1-like. The record is from RefSeq and is a predicted model, not a curated record. NCBI's taxonomy places the organism in Eukaryota, Metazoa, Chordata, Mammalia, Rodentia, Muridae.
CCCUGGAGAGCUCCGCUAUGGCUCUGGCGGCCAAGAAAGUCCGCUUGUCUAGAGCUGCAGCAGCAGCCGCCGCCUCCACCAAAGCCAAAAGAUCGAAGCUUAAGAAGACCGCCGCCAAAAGAUUCAAGCUUAAUAAGAAGCGAAACCCUAGAUCUCAGCUUCCCAAGAGAUCUCAUUGUUCCUUAAUUCGUUUUCUUUCUCGUUCUAGUUCCUGUGGUUACUAUCAUUGUUGCUGUGGUUGUUGCUGUUAUCGUUCUCGUCCUUCUCAUAGCAGAAGUACAUUUAAGAUUACGAAGAAGGGGGAGCAAUCACUUAGAAGGAGAAUUAGGAGACGAAUCAAGAGUGCUACUGAACUUCGAUUGAUGCGGAGCCAACUGGAGCGGAGCCAACUGGAACCGACUAUGGCUUUGGAGCCAAGUGAGAUUACAGUGGCAUUGUUGUCUCAUGAAAAUGCCAAUGUGUCUGAGCCGGAGGAAGUUCCACCAUGCAUUGACAGUGAUCAGGUUCCGAAUGGAGACUUGGCCAGCUCCUAGACCCUGAACGGGUCCAAAGACCCAUGAAACAUCAGUGAAUGGGUCUGGGAGCUGAGCUGUGGUCCUGUCAAGGCCACUUUUCACCACAAACUAAUUUGUAUGAUGGUGAAAAUAAUAAGAUGUGAAAAUA